This is a messenger RNA of Adineta ricciae, 1377 nucleotides long. The record is from the annotation of a GenBank genome assembly. NCBI's taxonomy places the organism in Eukaryota, Metazoa, Rotifera, Eurotatoria, Adinetida, Adinetidae.
AUGUCAUCAGUGGUCAAUUCUCGUAUUUUCAAAGAUAUUUUUGGUACUGCUGCGAUGCGUGAUCUUUGGUCCGAUGAAGCACGUACGGGUUAUUAUUUAAGAUGGGAGAUUGCUUUGGCUAAAGUCCAAAGUAAACUAAAAAUAAUUCCUCAAGAUGCUUGUGAUGAAAUUAUUGCUCAAGCAAAGCUCGAAAAUAUUGAUUUCGAUAAACUCAAGCAAAGCACGGAAUUAAUUGGCUAUCCCAUACUGGGUGUCGUGCAACAGAUUGUUUCUCUAUGUCGUGAUGGUCUCGGUCAGUGGUGUCAUUGGGGCGCAACUACUCAAGAUGUCACCGAUAGCGCUACUGUUCUGGCAAUGCGGGAUUCUUUCGAUAUCAUCGAAAUCGAUCUGGAUCAUAUUAUGAAUAGUGUUGCCAAGUUAGCUGAACAUCAUCGUUUGACACCGAUGCCUGCGCGUAGUAACUUACAACAAGCGGUGCCGAUCAGUUUUGGAUUUAAGAUGGCUCGUCUUUUAGCCACUCUUCAACGACACAAGGAACGUCUCAACGAGAUUCGAAAGCGUGUAUUGGUUUUGGAAUUCGGAGGUGCUGCUGGUACUCUUGCUACUUUAGAUAGUUCAGUGGCGUUAGAAUGUCAAGCCGAAUUAGCUUGUGAAUUGGACUUGGCUCAACCAGAAAUUGCAUGGCAUACUGAACGAGAUCGUAUUGUUGAAGUGGGUGCAUUCCUUGCUCUCCUAUGUGGUACCUUGUCCAAGAAUGCAACAGAUAUAAAAUUACUGAUGCAAACUGAAAUCGACGAAGUUUCGGAACCGUAUGUUCCUCAUCGUGGAUCGAGUUCGACGAUGCCAAAUAAAGUCAAUCCAAUCAGUUGUGUUUACAUUCAUGCAUUGGCGGCUACUGUUCGUCAGCAUGCAGCUGCUCUUAUGGAUGCUAUGGUUGCGGAUCACGAACGCUCCACUGGCCCAUGGGAAAUCGAAUGGAUCGUUCUACCGGAAGCUUUUAUACUGACAGCUGGUGCAUUGAAUCAAACGAAAUCAUUGAUGGCCGAUCUGCAAGUUCAUCCGGAAAAUAUGAUGCGAAAUUUGAAUUUGACAAAAGGUCUUAUCGUAUCUGAAGCUGUCAUGAUGAGUCUAGGUGCUAAAUUAGGUCGACAAACAGCCCAUGAUCUUGUAUACGACUAUUGUCGUCGUUCAGUGCUUGAAGAACGUACAUUGAUUGAUUUACUGAAAGAAGAUGAAAAGAUUUCAUCGGUCUUAUCCGACUCUGAACUUAUGCAUCUCUGUGAUCCUGCGAAUUACCUGGGUCUUAGUGGUACUAUGACUGACAAUAUUGUCAAUGCUUAUAAAAAGGCUAAUUUAACUCAAACUAAAAGGAAAUAA